Messenger RNA from Moneuplotes crassus, 1267 nucleotides. The record is from the annotation of a GenBank genome assembly. NCBI's taxonomy places the organism in Eukaryota, Ciliophora, Spirotrichea, Euplotida, Euplotidae.
AUGUCAGCAGACCAAGACCCUAUCAUCAGAGAUGAGGAAGAAGAUAGACAAUAUGCCCAGGAGAGCUUUGAAGAUGAUGAAGACUAUGAGUAUCCUACUGAUAACCCAGCUACCAGUCAGCCUCAAAAUCUUCCUGAUUCUCUUCCAGAGAACCCUAUAGACCAAAUGAGCAUGGUCAAGAACAUGACCACCGAGCAACUAAACGAGAUGCUUGCUAAGAUUAGAAAAGAGGGAAAUCUUCAGCCUCAAGAUUCUACCACACAGGAUGAAAUGGUUAAAGAUCUUGAAGAGGAAGGAACUGAAAGAAUUGAAGAGCAACAUCCAAAUGGAGAAAGACUUAUUGAUCCAGUCCCUGAAACUAAAGAAUUAGAUAUGAAAAUGGGAAGAAUUCUUAUGCAGAUUGCUGAAUAUAGAACUAAGCCUAUUGAAAGCGAGACUGAAUAUGAAGAAGCUGCUGAUCUUUUCCUUGAGCUUAAUACGAUCCUACUCGAGCCAGAAGGGAAACAAAUAUUUGAACUACACAAAGGACUCGAGCUUAUGAUGAUCUUAUAUAGAAAGCAAAGAAAUUUACGAUCAUUCAUUAUUAAAAGUCUUAAUUUUGCACUUGAACAAAGAGCCAAGCUCUGCUCUAAAUUUAUUGAAAUGAGUGGAUUGCCAGUCCUAUUCUCUUUCUUCAUGAGAAAAGAUUCACAAAAGAAAAAGAAAAAAGCUUAUGUAUAUAAACAGGACCAAGAUGAAAUCGAAGAGGACGAGCAAAGUUGAAUCUCAUUGAUCUCCAACCUGCUCAGGAUUACCAAAGGAGUUGAAUUUGACAGAGUAUUUUAUAAAUUCAAAGAGAACAAAUUUGAGAAAAUAGAUAGGCUUAUCGAGCUUCAUAAAUACUACACUAAUAAAGUUAGAACUACUCCUGAGGAAGAGGAAGAUGACGGAUACUUCACACUGCAAAUUAUAGACUUUGUGAUUAUAUUCUUAAUAAACUUGAAAGAUUUUGACAUUGAAGAUCAUUUCAAACUUCUCUUAGAAAUGCAUGGAAUUAACAAAAUUGAUAUCCAAAAGGUAUCAAUGGCGUAUACAAAGACAUUUGGAUUAGAAGAGAAGGGGCAAAGUGAUGCCAUGAAUCAACAACAAGAAGACCAAUUCAGAUCUGUCAGUGUGAAUCCUUCUGAGUCUGAAUCAGAAGAGACUAUUGGAAACAAGAGAAUCAAGCUUGAUGAGCAUACUUUGAAUACUGACAAUCUCAAAUAAUUAUUUGUUUCAACCUUCAGGC